UCUACACAGGCAAAGUUGAUCUUUCAUCCAGUUUGCGAGUGCAUCCAUUCGAAGGAGGAGAAACGAAAUGGCAGCCCAGACUCACCAACCUCACCUGCACUUGGCCGAGCUUACCGCAGCUCAGUUCAUCGACAUCUGGAAACAUUUUGAUGCAGACGGAAAUGGCUACAUUGAAGGGAAGGAAUUGGAAAACUUCAUUCGAGAGUUGGAGCUGGCAAGACGGGGAGCAGGCGUGGAUCCUUCACAUGCUGCAUUCAAGGAGAAGAUGAGGGCGUUUAUGGCCAGUUUUGACAAGAAUUCUGAUGGCAGGAUUGAGAUGACAGAGCUGGCUCAGCUUCUGCCCACAGAAGAAAACUUCCUCUUGUGUUUCAGGGAGUUUGUGGGAUCCAGCACUGAAUUCAUGGCUGCUUGGAGAAGGUAUGACACCGACCGUAGUGGAUACAUUGAGUCGAAUGAACUGAAGGGCUUCCUGACAGACCUGCUGAAGAAAGCCAACACGAGCUAUGAUGAUAAGAAGCUCAAUGAGUACACGCAGACGAUUCUUAGGAUGUUUGAUCUGAACGGCGAUGGGAAGCUCGGUCUCUCGGAGAUGGCAAGGCUCUUGCCCGUACAGGAGAAUUUCUUGAUGAAGUUUCAGGGUAUCAGGCUCACAGUCAAGGAAUUUGACUCCCUCUUCACACUCUAUGAUAAGGACGGUAAUGGCUACAUUGAUGAGCAGGAGCUGGAUGCUUUGCUGAAGGACCUGUCUGAUAAGAACAAAAUGGAUGUGGACAUCACAGGGCUCUCGGGGUACAAGAAGAGCAUCAUGGCUUUGUCAGACGGAGGAAAACUGUUUCGCACCGAGCUGGAAAUCGUCCUCUGUCGGGACUCGGAGCUGUGAGAACCCCUCCUGACUCCUUCCUACCUCCUGUUGCAACCUGGUGCAUGUAUGACCUGCUUACACUGCUAGAAAGAAAACUAAAAGUGCUCCUAAAAGCACUCGGUCAACUGCUGUCCCUUAAUAUUUAAUCUUUUUAUCAUGAAGCUUCCAUGGUGAAAUAGCCCUAGCAAUUAAAUAAAGUAUAUUGUGUAAUCACCUUUUGUUUUUCAAACGUUUUCCAUUUUAAUAUACAUUUGCAGUUUUACAGUCAUCCAUCUAUGACCCUCUCACUUCAUACUUCUGUUCAUGUAUUCUAUUUAUUUUAGUCUAAACUAAUUCACUCUCAUUUAUUUGAUGAAGCUUGUACUCUUCUAUUAAAUAUAUUACUGACAGAAUGAAUAAAUAUAACAUAAGA
Messenger RNA from Hippocampus zosterae (dwarf seahorse), 1274 nucleotides. RefSeq names its product calretinin-like. Gene Ontology annotation, biological process: regulation of long-term synaptic potentiation; regulation of presynaptic cytosolic calcium ion concentration. The transcript has 11 exons. Gene Ontology annotation, molecular function: calcium ion binding. Lineage: Eukaryota; Metazoa; Chordata; Actinopteri; Syngnathiformes; Syngnathidae. The record is from RefSeq and is a predicted model, not a curated record. Gene Ontology annotation, cellular component: cytosol; terminal bouton; nucleus. The coding region runs from base 68 to 880 and encodes 270 amino acids.